GCUCCUUAGCUAUCCCUUCCUCAGGCUCUCCAUCCCAACUCAUCAUCCCUCCCUGCAGACUCUGAGCCUCCCACCCGUUCCCUUUCUGCCCCCUCCACUGAACUGCCCUGGUACUCUCUGCUCUACUCCGCCCUCUGAAGUCCCUCUCCCUCACUUCUCCCCUGCCCCUGGAUCCCCUUUCCUGUGUGCCACCAUGACCGUGAUGGCUGGAGAGAACAUGGAUGAGACUUCUGUGCUACCUGGCCACCCCCAGGAUAGCUACCAGCCUGCUGCCCACGAUGACCAUGAGUGCUGUGAGCGUGUAGUGAUAAACAUUGCCGGACUACGCUUUGAGACACAGCUGAAGACCUUAGCCCAGUUUCCCAACACUCUGCUGGGCAACCCCAAGAAGCGCAUGCGGUACUUUGACCCCUUGCGCAACGAGUACUUCUUCGACCGGAACCGGCCCAGCUUUGAUGCCAUCCUCUACUACUACCAGUCCGGGGGGAGGCUCCGCCGGCCGGUCAAUGUGCCCUUGGACAUGUUCUCUGAGGAGAUCAAAUUUUAUGAGCUGGGUGAGGAGGCCAUGGAGAAGUUCCGGGAAGAUGAAGGAUUCAUCAAAGAUGAGGAGAGACCCUUGCCAGAGGGGGAGUACCAGCGCCAAGUAUGGCUCCUCUUUGAAUACCCAGAGAGCUCUGGGCCUGCAAGGGUCAUUGCAAUAGUCUCUGUCAUGGUGAUCCUCAUCUCCAUCGUGAUCUUCUGCCUAGAGACGUUACCUGAGCUGAAGGAGGACAAGGAGUAUACAGUGCAUCGCACUGACAACACCACCCAGGUCUACAAAUCCAACAUCUUCACAGAUCCCUUCUUUGUUGUGGAGACCCUAUGCAUAAUUUGGUUCUCCUUUGAGCUAGUGGUGCGCUUCUUUGCUUGCCCCAGCAAGACUGAUUUCUUCAAGAAUAUAAUGAACUUCAUUGACAUUGUGGCCAUCAUCCCUUACUUCAUCACCCUGGGCACCGAGAUGGCUGAGCGGGAGGGGACUCAGAAAGGAGAGCAGGCCACCUCCUUGGCCAUCCUGAGAGUCAUCAGACUGGUAAGAGUCUUUCGAAUCUUCAAACUCUCCCGGCACUCUAAGGGCCUCCAGAUUUUGGGACAAACCCUCAAAGCAAGUAUGAGAGAGCUAGGUUUACUAAUCUUCUUCCUCUUCAUUGGGGUGAUCUUGUUCUCUAGUGCAGUAUAUUUUGCUGAGGCUGAAGAACCUGAGUCUCAUUUCACAAGUAUCCCUGAUGCUUUCUGGUGGGCGGUGGUAUCCAUGACCACUGUGGGCUAUGGUGACAUGUACCCUGUGACAAUUGGAGGCAAAAUCGUAGGCUCCUUGUGUGCCAUCGCUGGUGUGCUGACAAUUGCCCUGCCUGUACCUGUCAUCGUGUCCAACUUCAACUACUUCUACCACCGAGAAACAGAAGGGGAAGAACAGGCUCAGUUACUUCACGUUAGCUCCCCUAAUUUAGCAUCUGACAGUGAUCUCAGUCGCCGCAGCUCCUCCACAAUCAGCAAAUCUGAGUACAUGGAAAUCGAAGAGGAUAUGAAUAAUAGCAUAGACAAUUUUAGAGAGGCUAAUCUGAGAACUGGCAACUGCACUAUAGCCAACCAAAACUGUGUUAAUAAAAGCAAGCUGCUGACUGAUGUGUAAACAAAAAAACAACACAAAAUCCCCACUCACAGCUUGAAGACUUUAGUGACACAGUCACCCUUUGUAGAUGCUUUACUGAUAGUCUUUGAAUGCUUUAUUUACCUCGUAAAUGCAUUGUUGCAUUGCGAAUUUUUGCUCAGCGAUAAAGAAGCUUCCAGGAACCAUGAGGGAUAAGAUUUUGUUUAUUUUGAAAAAGCAUUUUCCACCUGGUAAAUUAUAACCAUUUGAACUAGUUUAGUUUUAAGCUGUAUGACGCUAGACCUAAACUUUUCCUCUCCCAUCUCCUUUUUUUUUUUUUUUUUUUGGAUGGAGUUAAACUAAGCAAGGCAGUUUCUAGAGCUAUAAAGCAUAUGCAUGGAUUCCAGUAAAAAUAUUCUGCAAAACUGCACAGUUGCAAGAAAUUGCAUCAGAUAAUAGUAACAAUAAGAAUAACAAUAAUAAUAAUAAUAAUAAUAAUAAUAAAAAGAUUAGCAAAAACAUGCAGCAAGCAUUUGUCAUGGUUUUUUAUGAAGGAGUGCAGAUUUUCCUUCCACUCCCUAUGUGAAAGAUGACAUACUUCCAAUCUACAGAUCCACAUAUCACCUUAUUAAAAACAUACUUAAGCCUGGUCUCUUUUUGCUGUCCAUAGAAGAACUACUCUAAAAGGAAAAGAACCAACCAAGCCGAAGACAAAACAUCUGCAGUGCUGCUAAGUUCUCUUACUUGCAGAUGAUUUAAACACACUUUUCGUUUUCCUGGUCCAGAACUGGAUGCAAAACUUUAAGCCCCUCUGUUUCAAGAUAGCACAAUGGAGUUUAAUAUAAGCAUGUUAGAAUUUGAUACUAUUUGUUUUAUAAUCGCAUGCCUGAAACGUUACCUCAGACAAUAGUGGAUAAGCUUUUGUUCGAAUGGAAUCAUCUAAAAAUAGGUCCUUUAUCUCUCUUUUUUCUUUUCUUUUCUUUUCUUUUCUUUUACUUUUUGAUUUGCAUUCACCAGAAGUGCACUCCUUAAUUUAUUAAAUCGUUGACUAGUAAUUUAAAGUACUGUAUUUAAGUGCAUAUGUUAAGUCAAAUGGGAAAAAUAACUUUUGGAGAUCAAAGCAUGUUCAAAUAUUCAGCAUUAUGGCCUAUUUGAUUAAGGUAUAACUUGAAUUAAUUAAUGCAUGAACUCAACAAUAAUAAUGAUAAUAAUAAUGAUAACAAUAAAAAACAAAAAUUUUAAAAGUGCUUGAUAGAUCGAGGGCCUAAAUGGACUGAUUAGAAAAGCCUGAUUGUUUUCCUGCAUUGCUUAGGGAAAUGUUUUGACUUUUGUCCAGGUAUUGUCAGAAAGGAAAAUAUCCCAUCCCUUAAAGGGAAAGCUAUACGAAAAACUAAGAAGUCAAGUUAUAUAUAGCAACACCUGAAACCUAGUAUCCUUUACAGUCGAAAGGUGCAGAUGCAUGCUUUUUGGUGCAUUCUCAGAAUGUAAAUGAAACUUACCUAUUAUAUGCAUCCAAAUUGCAGCAGCUGGUUUCUUUUGCAGUCAUCAGUUGGGAGUUUUUUGUGUUCCCCUAAAACUCACUGAAGAGACACAACAGAUUGAUUUCGAUAGUUGUGCAGUGCCUUUGCCUUACAACCCAUAAAUUGCUGAAAGUGCCUCCAGGAACUGAGCUGAUCAGAUAUAGCAAAGGAAAGGGCAAGUCACCAACACACUGUCAGAGGUGUUCUGUGCUCCCUCCUGGCACAGUGCAGAAGGGGGUAGAGAAGGAAAGAAAGAGCAAGUGCAAGUGAGAGGGAUGCAGGAGAGGUGGAAGACUUCAAGCUUUCCUAGGUUGUUUAUAGAGACAUCGCUGCCACCAUUAUAUCUGCCCUUCCCUUCCCUGACAUGGCUGUUUGGCAGCCUGUCCCAGCAUGGCAGGACACAGGAGGGUCUAAGGACUAGCAGCCUAGUCAGGUAAUCAGACUGCAGGGCUGUGCUUUUCAUUCCCUUGGAUUCCCCAGUGGGUAAGUGAGGGAGGAUUUCCAGUGCCCUGCCAUCCCUGCCUUUUCCAUGCCGUUUCAGCAGUCUGUCAGAUCUUCAAUCCCGUUACAGAUCCUUUGAGCCCUAUUCUUCUUUCUGGUCCCUAACCUUACUCCCACCAUCAUCUGGUGAAGGAAGCAACACUGUGAUAAAGUAUCUUCUGCAAUAUGCCAGCCUUGACUGCUAGGCCCUAGAGGACAACCUUUGAUCUGAGCUAAUGUAGGCACGAAUCUAUUAUUUUAAAUGGACAAAGUUGAGGAUCUUCAUUGUGUACUUAGCAUGUGGACAACUGCUGUCAAACACUUCUCCUUCCACACUGGACAGAUCCUUUCUUCCCCUAUCAUUAUGAUAUCUCUGUGUGUAUAUAUAUCUCUCUCCAUAUAUAUAUGUAUAAAUAUAGGUGUGUGUGUCUGCGCAUGUGUAUAACACACACACACACACACACACAUAUAUAUAUAGAUAUAUAAAAUCAAGGCACUUGGAGUUAAAAAACAACCCUAACUCUGCAGUUACGCACAAGCCUGACCUGCCAGGUUUUCAGAAAGACUUGCCUUCAUUUCUCACUCUGUGGCUUUUGUGAAUCUUAAUGAUGAGAAAGCAAUCAACAACUGAGGGAGCUCUAACUCCUGCAAGUAAUGCAAAGUACCAGAUAAAACAGGGCAUUACACCCUCUAGGUAAGUAUUGUAAAGCUUCCUUCCUGUCUCCCACUCACACCCCUGCCCAUCACACACCUCUCUCCCUGUUAAAUUCUGCUAGUCCUGAUCUUCCCAGGCUCCUGAAUUCUAGGAUAUAACUUCUCAUUUCAGCAUGGAUUUAAAUGCUGCACUCAGCUUACAAAAAAAAAAAACACAGCCAAACAACUGACUAAUCUAAACGGCAAUAAUCAAUUCAGUGCUGUGGGACUGAUGAUGAGUGAGCAGCAUCUGGGAGAUGAGGUCUCACUUUGGUAACUUAACUUCUUCCGCAGUUGAGUAUGCACACCUUAGUUUAAUGAGCAGAAUGAUAAUCAUCCUGCAUGUAUCAAGAGAAAAGUGCUGCUUGCAGCAUUUCUGCUUUCUCAGUAGUCCUGGAUGGAUUAUUAGGACUCAGGGUGUUUUGGGAAGCCUGAAUGUUGCUUUGUCCAUUUGUAGCUCACUGCAGAGGUUCCCAAUACAUACGGUGUACAGGAAUUAAUAUUGUGUAGCAUAGGCAUGUGUUUUUGGCAAGUUUGACACAAAAAAUAAAACAAACAAAAGCAAACAAAAACCCCACAUAAACAAAAAAAAAACAAACCAAAAACAAAUUUAAAAAGCUCUUACUUUCUUUAGAAAGGAGUGCUGAAAUGUCUUUGUGAGCCUGAAGGUGCACUUAACAAACUGCCUGUUCUUGUCAAUAAGCAUCCUUUUCUUUCUUUCCUCUUUUUUUCUUUUUUUUUCCUUUUCUCCUCCUUUAUUCUCCCCUUUUUUCUUCCCUUUUUGGCAUAUGCUUCUUUUUGCCACACAUGAUCUUUGUGGUGUUCUUUGUUAGUGGAAGGGGAGUGGAAAUGAACUGAUGGCCAAUUUAGUGCAUCUCUGAAAGAGUGCAGAGACCUUUGUUUGGUAGGGACCUGCUAAAAGUGAUGCCCGUGUUUCGUGCUGGACAGACAAACUGGUAGAUAUGGCAGUCUUAGUUGGUCUGUAGUUUGGUGAGGUAAGGCAGCAAUUCCAGCAUGAGGAGUCACUACGCAAGCCUCCUUUACAAGCCACUGCUCUUUGCUGCCUUCUUCAUUGCUCCUAUGCAGCUUUUUCUUUAUCUACUCAGUGGAGGGUAUGAGGGAGCUUAUUUGGAGUGAUCAAGGCAGCAGUGCACCACGGUGCAGAGGCAGGAAUGAAGUGGAGAGGCAGUGGACAGGAAUUCCAUAGGCUGGGAUCACUGCCAGAAUUCCCCACCUGGUCCUACCAUCCUUAGCUAUAGAACACUAGGAACAGGCAGAGGAGCAAGGGGGAAAGUGACAAUUAAAGGCUCUAUACUCCCUUUACAUAUCUGACAGGUUGCUGCCAAGAGCUCAAGUCCUCUGUGUUGCAGCUCCAGCAGAGACAAUGAACUGGAUUUACUUAUCUUCACAAGGAAGUUAGUGUGCAGGAAGCCAGAAUGUGAGUUCACAGCAUCCUAGCAGACCCAUGCAGAUUCCCUGCAUGGGGUCUCUUAAACCUUGUACCCACUGGACACUUCAGGAGAGCUACUCUGAAUUAAUGAAAGGUGUGCAUUUAAAGUAGAUUUGUUAAACUGCUUUAAAGCCCAGCAUGGACAUUUUAUUGCAGAAUAAAAGCAAACUGAAUCUGAUUUGGAGUCAUUCUUUUUGGAAGGAAAGUAAGCUGAAUUGAAUUAAGGUUGCUUUAAUUAUGAACACAGUGGGGCUUAAUGCAGUUUACCUCAUCUGCCUCGCAAGUUAAUUCAGGUAGAUGAGCCUUUAGUAAUCAUUAAAUGGAACUGACCCUACAUUGUAGGGGAUGCCUGGGCAGAGUGUGGCCACAUGCUACAAAACUCUUAGUUGGUGAGGGCUGGAAAUUCACCACCUGGCUUACUGAGGGCUAACAUAUCCCUGGUAACAAUUCUAGUGAUUUCCUUCCUUUGCUCAUGGUUUACACAUUUGUAGGUGUGAGGAGAAUCAAUCGUGCUGCCUUCUGGGAAACUGACAAUGAUCCUGGCCCAAGAAAAUGAGUUUCCACUUACAAAGUCUCUAAGUGUGCACAUACUUAACCUGAGGUACUGUUGAUCAGGUGGACAAACACUUGAAAGACAGUAUGAAGCACUUGAGACAGGACAAAAUUCAGCAAAAAUCCUCUUGUUUUCAGUAGUGAGUUUGCCCAAGUAGAGAUUUCAGGGAUCAGACCCUUCUCAGCAUAUCAGCUGUGUAUCAAACAUACAAAUCAACAAUUGAAGCCAUGGCAAAUUUUGCCAAUGUUUUUUAAUAAGAAACAAUUGUUUUCAUUAGAUAGAAGUACAGAAAGUUUUUUCCUAUUAUGAGAGAGCAGAAUCCCUAGUGGAACAUAAAAAUCUGCUUAUUUUUUAAGUAUAAGGAACUGAGGAUAAUUGUCACUUUUCCAUAGUUCACACUUGGACACUGCAGUUUCUCAUAUGCACAUAUGUUAACCAAAAUGAAAUGCACACUAGGACAGGAACAUCUGUAAUUUAUUAGAAAAGGUGGAAAGCUGUAUUUUAGAACAAGGUCUUCCACAUACGUAUGUAAUAUAUGGAAUGAAUAUAUUCCUUGCCAAAUACUAGCUUGAUAACUCUUUUUAGGGGGGUGCCAUUCUGGAUUAAUUAAUUUACCCUAACAUGAAGAAGAGGGAAGUACUUCAGCUUUUCCAGGAAUGGUAUGAUCCUGUAGGCUUCCAGCAGCCUGAUGCCACUGGUUGUGACAGUAAUUUCAGACUUGCAGGAAUGCAGAAGCAGCUCCAAAGUGUGACUUACCCUCCGUAGCCACGGAGCUGGGUGGAAUUAGAAAGCUAUCCUUGCAAUUGCACAACGUGGCAAGUUUGUUCCAGACCUGCCUAUUCCAAAUCUGAACCAGGCUUCUUUUCUGAGAUGCUUUAACCAGGGACCUACAUUCCAAUUUCGGUUGGAUUUACUUCACGCUGAGUUUCUUUUUUCUCCUUUCUGUUUUUCUGGCUUUACUUAAUCAGGUGUAGAGGAUUUGUUUUUCCUGAAAUGCUUAUAAAGUAUUCUUAGAGGUGUCAGUACUUGUAUCUGCAAAAAUGAAACUUUGGAGUGUUCUACUGUUUUAGUCAGUAGAGGUGAACUUGCCACGGGUAAGGCCAACAAUUUGUGCUGUCAAGGCAUAGCAUGCUUUGAUGUUUUCAAAGGAUAUCAAAUGAAAUUGAGGUCUUAACUAAAUUUUUUCUCAAAGUAUCUCUUAAUAUCUAUGUAAUACUGUGUAUUUCACCUGUUCACAGGCUCUAGCAAAUGUCACUACAAGUUACUUAAAAAAAAAAUCAUCUCCCAUUUCUAGUUUAUAUAACAAAAUGAAGGCAUUGCAUUCAGUUCCUUUAGGUGCAUCAGUCUUUGAUCUAUGCUAUUGUUUCAGUGACAUUUCUAUAAUGUAAUUGGAAUCAAAUGUAUAUUUUACUUUUGUACAAAGUAAAAAUGAUAUUUUUAUGACUAAAUUCAGUAAACCCUUACGUAUAGCCUGCUAAGAUGGAAUAUUUUUUCCUUUCCUUUACAUGUAAACCAUUGUUUUUGUAGAAUGUUGGUUUGGAAUGAUUAAAAUAACAGCUGCCAAUGGGACUGUAUAUGGCCUCUCAGACAUACCUCUGAUUUUAAAGAUCAAAAAUACUGAUGUGAAAUAUAUCAACUGAAUAGUCUCUAUAUGAAAGUGCACCAUCAGGGCAACAAACCAUUUAAGCUGGCACAGCUGUACUGAUUUCCACCAUUUAAAAAUCACUUACACUUUGGGUCAAAUAUGUACUUCAUUGUCACAUUACAGCUCAUUCUACUUCCAGUAGUGAAAUUGGUUGACUUUUACCAUUUUUAGAACAUCUGAUGUUAUGAGUUCUUGACCUAUUUGAAAUGCAUAGUUUUCAUCUAUGCAAUUUUACCUGCUUCUGUACUUGUUCAUCUGUUCAUACUUGUCAUCAAUUAAAGAUAAUUUUUAAGGAUCUUAUCCGGGAUUAUUCUGUCUGGUUAUUUUCUGGAGUCUGGUUUCUCUGCUGUCACUACUGGCCAGUUCUAUCUGAAAUGAAUGGUUGGUUUGUUCAUUGAUGGUUUUCCUAUGGAAUGGUCUAAGAAAUGGCAACAUAGUGAGUGGGAAAUGUUGCUGUGGGCUUUGACAGGCUUGUAAAUGUCAGCUCAAGCUUUACAGUACUACUAAUCCAAGGGUUUGGCUUCUGUAGCCUUUGGAUCUAGCCUAGAGUGACUAAUGUUCUGGGGCCAAACUUUGCUGCUUUCACUGCUGAGACGGCACUUGGUUCCACCAAAACCAGUGGAAAUAAGGUCAAGCCUACUGAUUGUGUUCUCCAGAGGCUUGUAGGUAUCGGUUAGCAUGUUAUGGUUACAUUCCUGAAUCUGAACCACUGCCUGUUGCAUUACCAUGUAAGUGCUGAUGUGAAAUGAGGUUUUUAACAACUGUGUGACUGAGCACAGUUUUUUGUUUGGGCUGAAUGUAAGAAAGUCUGAGUGACUUGGUCCUGGUUUUGUUUUUUUUUUUU
Molecule: messenger RNA, 8812 nt
Organism: Apus apus (common swift)
Lineage: Eukaryota; Metazoa; Chordata; Aves; Apodiformes; Apodidae
Gene: KCNA1
Product: potassium voltage-gated channel subfamily A member 1
Exons: 1
Coding region: 194-1669 (491 amino acids)
Biological process (GO): potassium ion transmembrane transport; protein homooligomerization
Cellular component (GO): paranode region of axon; neuronal cell body; membrane
Molecular function (GO): protein binding; delayed rectifier potassium channel activity
Source: RefSeq, a predicted model, not a curated record